Xyrichtys novacula (pearly razorfish) is the source of this 3983-nucleotide messenger RNA. The record is from the annotation of a GenBank genome assembly. NCBI's taxonomy places the organism in Eukaryota, Metazoa, Chordata, Actinopteri, Labriformes, Labridae.
AUGUCUACCCUGGCUGCCAGUAGGAAAGUGCCCUCCUCAGCCCUGACUCAGAUUGUUGGUGAGUGCAUGUUGCUCACUCUCUCCUCCCCUUGCGUCUUUUCUUUUUUUUUUUUCCUCACAAGACGUCUAACUCUCUCCCUCCUCCUCUCUUCUUACUCUCUCUCCUCACUCUCUCAAUCCGUCUCUCCUUUUGAUCACUUCAGUCCUUUGCUCCACUCUCCUUUACUCCUACACUACUCUGUCACUCACUCAUAUCAGCUCUCCAUCUCCAUCAUCAGAGAUCUUCAUCAUCAGUUUGUCUGCGUUUUGCCAGGUGGACGCACUCCCCACAGUCACCAUUUCCACUCCGGAGAGUUCCACGGUGGCUGCGCAGCCCCUUCCCCGGCUGAGCAUCGGGCGGAAGACCCUGGUGGCAGCUGCCGUGGGGGUCAUGCUGGUCCUGGUGCUGGUGGUUCUCAUCCCUGUGCUGGUCAGCUCGGUGGGCACGGGUGGAGCGGAUGACAGCGCGAGCCACUUUGAGAUGCUGGGUACCUGCCGCAUGGUUUGUGACCCCUUCCCCAGCACGGGCACAGCAGGCACCGGGACGGACACUGCAACUACAGGCCUACAAGUGGACAACGAGGCAGAUCUAAGUGAUCACAGCAUAGGCCCGCCCCUGCCUACUUACAGCGCUCAUGGCCCACAAGGAAAACCAGGACGUCCAGGUAAGCCUGGACCCCCGGGACCACCUGGAGAGCCUGGUCCACCUGGCCCUAAGGGACCACCGGGAGACGGUGUGGACAUUGUACGGACAGGCAUCCUAGGUUUAGGGGGGAAAGGGUCAGUUAGCACCACAACCUACAACACUUCACCUCGGGUGGCUUUUUAUGCAGGACUACGAAACCCGCAAGAAGGUUACGAUAUCCUACGAUUUGAUGACGUGGUGACAAACAUUGGCGGGAACUAUGAGGGCGCGACCGGCAAGUUCACCUGUAAGAUUCCUGGAACAUACUUCUUCAUCUACAAUGUGCUGAUGAGGGGAGGGGACGGCACCAGCAUGUGGGCUGACUUGAUCAAGAAUGGUCUGGUGGGUGAAACUAAGAAAAAAAAAUCAUAGUUUACUUUCUAAUAGAGGUCUUAAAUACCAUUUUUGAUCCUUAAACAUGGACUUGCAUAUUGGCAAACAUCAAGUGCCGCUCUGAUACCUGUGUAAUGAAACUUAUGUAUAAUAUUCAUUGAAAAACACUGCUAAUAUUUUGCAAGCUUGAAUUAGCUUUCCACUCACACUGUACUGUCAUUUUUAGUUAAAGUGAGGUGCUUACUCACUAAUACCUGAUAUAUUGAGGGCUGAUAAUGUCAAUGAUAUCAGAAUCAGAAUUACUCUUCUGUUUGGUAAAUGAAAAAGAGAGGUUGAGGUUCUCAUGUUACAAAGAGGAGCGAAUCACUGACAUUAUGAUGUAAGAACCCUGAAUCAUACAUUAAGAGGAAGCAACAUCAAUAUGCUCAGGAAGCAGUGUAACCAGCGCGCAGGCAGUCUAAAUUGAGUAGUCAUGCAUUCAUGUGGAUAGUGAUUUUAGGUCUGUCUUGGUCUGGUGUUAUAGCCAAGAAUAAUGACAAUUCAUAGUGGCACGCUGCCAGAUUGUGUAUCUGUGCAUAUUACACAUCUGAUGAUGUACACGUUGAAGUGAGUGGAAGAAGUGCAGUGCUAUCUCAACUCUGCACACAUCAGAACACAGCCCGAGGUAGAGGCUAGUUCAAAGCUGGUGCCCUUUGAAAUACAACAAACUUCAUGGAGUCAUGAUGCGCUAGUGUGCGUUAUCAGAGUGCCUGUCAGGCCCAGGCGCUUCACUCUCAAAUCUUGAUAUUUGCUAUAUUCAUGGGUAAUUUUGUAAUGUCUUCAAAGCCCCAGGUGGAGACACUGAUCAAACACCAUUUAAAUCUGAACCUUGAUAUUUCCCUGCAAACAUCUCAGACAGGCAGGCUGCAACAGGCUGAACACAGAGUCAACACAAUCAUGCAGAGACCUGUAAAAGAUAGUUUAAUACAGUACAUGGUCCAAACAGCUAGUGGGAUAUUUGUGAGUCUUCAAAUGAGACUCAUAAACAGAUCUUGUUUAAAUGUCUAGUAUUGUCCCAUGGCGACAAUAUCCUCCACAUCAAUGACAAAUGUGAUAACAUAUUGGACAAAUAGGAUGUCCAUAUUUCCAUUUUGCCAGCGUUAACAGGCAAUGACUUAACUGAACCUUUAGUUACUUCAACUCUUCAACCAAACGCUGUGACACUACAAAACAUCAAAUAACCAGACACAUACCACCACAAGUAGAGCCUUUUUCCAGUGGAAUAAGAUUGCUAAUUCAAUACAAAAACUGUCAGAAUGUAGUUCAUUGGUUGGUAUAAAUCGAAAGAACUGAAUUAACUGAGGGGUACAUUUACAGUCCAAUAAACCUGCCUACUUAAAUCUUAAAAGCAGAGAUGAUCCCAGGAUCUUAACAAGAGGGUGAUAUACCUCAGUUAAUAGGUUAGACCCUUUGAAACAUGUCCACCCCAUUUCUUGGUUGCCCUGACUAAUAAAGGCUGAAAAAGCACAAAAAUAAAUAUAAAACCUAAACAUUUUCAAGCAUAAUUCAAGUUUUGUCAAAUCUUUACAUGGCCAGGGUUCUUGUAGUAAGACAAAAACACUUCAGAAAUAACCGAACACUAAUACGCUCCACAUGGGGUCAAUGAAGGCCAAUUAAGAACGAAAACACUCUAAAUUCUGAUUAAAAUAUUUUCAGAAUGGUUCAGCUUCGUGUUUAAUCACAUUAGAAACCAAAGAAAAGGGUGUACCUUGCCUCUUGCCCGAUAUCAGCUGUAUAGGCUCCAGCCGCCCUUUGACCUUGAAUGGCACCAAUAGCAAUAAAGAUAACAUAUGGAUAGAGUGAAGGAAAAGGUGGAAUAAGGCUGCUUUAGCUUCUUUUUCUGGCCGUGUGAAAUUUUGUUGAAAGAGGGCCAUACAUCUUUUAUUUUUUUUAGCCAGUGUUGGCCAUCAUGCUCCUCUCAGAGUUCAGACCUAUGAGAGAGGAGAAAUGACGCUCCAGGUGUCGUAUUUCUAUCACCACGCUGUCAUCUGUUGCUCAACCUUUACUUUCAAACCUUGAGGCACCUGAGAGUAAAUUAUUAGACCGCCUUGAGACCAAUCAGACCUUCUUAUUCUUGGCUUCGUUUUCCUCUACACACAAAGGUUACUGCAUAGGUGGAAGCAGUGCUAAUAAUUUUAUGGCUGAUCCAGUGAAUUAACAUUGUGUCAUUAAACCCCGUAACCCAACUCUUAGAGACGCUUUGGUAAUUACUCUGUGUUGAUUAUGAUGACUCUCAUAUUUAGGAUGAUGUGGUAUUUUUAGUGUUCCACUCAAAAAAAAAAGGUGAAUGUAGAGCAUGAGGCGAAGGGGAUAGUAUGCUCAGCCAUCCUUCCUCAGAGGCAGACUGACUCAAACCUGACCCUUUCAGUUGAGUCAUAAGAGGAAAACACGAUCUUCACCACAAGGGACACACUUAACAAAAAAAGCCUCAGAAUCAGUCCACUGUUUCUGUGCUGUGCCCUCAAAGUAAGGUGCUUCUUGUCAAUUUAAGUAUGAAAAAAGAGGUGGCACUUGGUUACGUGUUGAGCACAUUGCUUUAAUCGUUCGCGCCAUGAUCUGUCUUUGUAAAAUCACCUGAAAAUUGACUGAUUUUAAGUUCAUGUAAUGAGAAUUCCUGUGGGUCAUAUCCGCAUGCUAAAUUGUUGACAAUAAUAGCCCAUCGUUGACACUCUACCUCACACAUCUCCUCACCCUUGAUAUGUUCCAGGUCAGAGCCAGCGCCAUCGCUCAAGACCAGGACCAGAGUUAUGACUACGCCAGCAACAGUGUCAUCCUUCAUCUGGACGCGGGCGAUGAGGUUUUCAUAAAACUGGACGGGGGCAAAGCUCACGGGGGCAACAGCAACAAAUACAGCACCUUCUCAGGGUUCAUCCUCUACGCCGACUGA